This is a messenger RNA of Paramormyrops kingsleyae, 2785 nucleotides long. RefSeq names its product engulfment and cell motility 1 (ced-12 homolog, C. elegans) (gene elmo1). Gene Ontology annotation, biological process: cell motility; actin filament organization. Gene Ontology annotation, cellular component: plasma membrane; guanyl-nucleotide exchange factor complex. Lineage: Eukaryota; Metazoa; Chordata; Actinopteri; Osteoglossiformes; Mormyridae. The record is from RefSeq and is a predicted model, not a curated record.
GCCGAUUGCCGGGCUGAUGCGCUGCGCUGCCCCCGAAACUACCUCCAACCGCCGCGCUCAUUAUUUUCCUGGAAGGGAGGGGGCCUGUCGCUUUGUCUUACUUUGUGAGCCAGCCGGGUGUCUAUUUUGGCCAUAUGGUUGGCCUGCCAGCUAUCUACCGCGAUCGGGGGCGGCGGUGCCGACAGUUCUAAGGGUAAUCGCCGGACGUGGCUCACCGGCUGGGCAGCGGGCGACGUGUACGAGUACGAGUACGGGUACAGCAGGCGAGCCGCGGAUCGGCAGCAGCUGGUUUGUAUGAAAGCAGGGAAGCAGUGAAGGACAGCAGUGCCUUCCAGCAUGCCGCCCCCCGCCGACAUCGUGAAGGUGGCUAUCGAGUGGCCGGGGGCUUUCCCUCGUCUCAUGGAGAUAGACCAGAAAAAGCCCCUCUCGGCCAUCAUUAAAGAAGUUUGUGAAGGCUGGUCCUUGGGGAACCAUGAAAAUUAUGCUCUACAGAACGCAGACUCCACUAAUUUCUACAUUACUGAAAAGAAUCGCAACGAGAUCAAAAAUGGUUCGAUUCUGAGGCUGACUACGUCCCCUGCCCAGACGUCACAGCAGCUCCACGAGCGCAUCCAGUCGUCCAGCAUGGACGCCAAACUGGAGGCCCUGAAAGACCUGGCCAAUGCGUCGCGCGACAUCACCUUCGCCCAGGAGUUCAUCAACCUGGACGGCAUCUCCCUGCUCACCCAGAUGGUGGAGAGCGGCACCGAACGGUAUCAGAAACUUCAGAAGAUAAUGAAGCCCUGCUUCGGGGACUUGCUGUCAUUCACCUUGACGGCGUUCGUCGAGCUGAUGGACCACGGCAUUGUCUCCUGGGACACUUUCUCGGUGCCCUUUAUCAAAAAGAUUGCAAGUUAUGUGAAUAAGUCUGCCAUGGACACAGCUGUGCUCCAGCGGUCUCUGGCCAUUUUGGAGUCCAUGGUGUUGAACAGUCAAGAUCUUUACCAGAAGGUGGCGCAAGAGAUCACUAUCGGGCAGCUCAUACCACACCUUCAAGGAACUGAGCAGGACAUUCAGACGUACACCAUUGCUGUAAUUAAUGCCUUGUUUCUCAAGGCCCCAGAGGAGAAACGACAGCUUGAUGACAAUGUCAACAUCCUCGAUUGUCCCCUGACAGAAAUGGCCCACAUCUUGGCCCAGAAACAGUUACGCAACAUCAUUCUCACCAACGUUAUUCGGAGCACCAAGCCGAUCAACGAGGAGAUGGCCCACCAGCUCUAUGUCCACCAGGUGCUCACCUUCAACCUUCUGGAGGACAGAAUGAUGACUAAGAUGGACCCUCAAGACCAGGCCCAGAGGGACAUUAUAUUUGAGCUGCGUCGGAUCGCCUUUGAUGUGGAGUGUGAGCCGAACAACAGUGGCAGCAUCGAGAAGCGGAAGUCCAUGUACACCAGGGACUACAAAAAGCUCGGCUUCAUUAAUCAUGUGAACCCGGCCAUCGACUUCACACAGAUCCCCCCAGGAAUGCUGGCUCUGGACAACAUGCUGUACUUCGCCAAACACCAUCAGGACGCCUAUGUCCGGAUCGUCCUAGAGAACAGCAGCCGGGAGGACAAGCAUGAGUGCCCGUUUGGCCGGAGCAGCAUCGAGCUCACCAAAAUGCUGUGCGAGAUCCUCAAGGUCGGAGAGCUGCCCAGCGAGAAUUGCCGCGACUUCCAUCCCAUGUUCUUCACCCAUGACCGCGCCUUUGAGGAAUUCUUCUGCAUCUGCAUUCAGCUGCUCAACAAGACCUGGAAGGAGAUGAGAGCAACUUCUGAGGACUUCAACAAGGUGAUGCAGGUGGUGAGGGAACAGAUCAUGCGAGCUCUUACCGCCAAGCCUAACUCCCUGGACCAGUUCAAAAGUCGCCUGCAGAACCUGAGCUACACAGAGAUCCUGAAGAUCCGUCAGUCCGAGAGAAUGAACCAAGAAGACUUUCAGUCCCGCCCCAUCCUGGAGCUGCGGGAGAAGAUCCAGCCGGAGAUCAUGGAGCUCAUCAAACAGCAGAGACUCAACCGGCUGUGUGAAGGAACCUGCUUCAGAAAGAUCAGCUGUCGGAGGCGCCAAGACAAGUUCUGGUACUGCCGCCUGUCGCCAAACCACAAAGUCCUGCACUAUGGCGACCUGGAGGAGCACCCCCAAGGAGAGGUGCCCCAUGACUCCCUGCAAGACAAGCUGCCCGUGGCCGACAUCAAAGCAGUCGUGACUGGGAAAGACUGUCCACACAUGAAGGAGAAGGGGGCCCUCAAACAGAACAAGGAAGUUCUGGAACUGGCUUUCUCGGUCUUGUAUGACUCAGAUGAAUAUUUGAACUUCAUCGCACCCGAUAAGCAUGAGUACUGCAUGUGGACAGACGGCUUGAACGCUCUGCUGGGGAAGGAGAUGACCAGUGAUUUCACCAAGACUGACCUGGACACUCUGCUAAGCAUGGAGAUGAAGCUCCGCCUCCUCGACCUCGAGAACAUCCAGAUUCCUGAGGCUCCGCCCCCCAUUCCCAAAGAGCCGAGCAACUAUGACUUUGUUUACGACUGCAACUAGCUACCAACUGGACCAAUCAUUUCUUACCUGUACUGGAAAAGAACCUUUUAAAAUGACUUGUAAGGAAAAAGAACAGAAAUGGGUCAGUCUUCUUUUUUUGCCACAAUUGCUAAAAUUACUUUUUUAAAGGUGUAUUUUAAUGUAUUAGCACUUAACAACUUUACAGUGAGGCCUUCUGAAGUUGUUACACCACCAGUGAGGCCAUGAUGGCCAGUCCUUGAAGAGGCCA